GCGCACCCAGAACGCGCGCCUCCGCGGGGCCCGGCCGCAGCUAGCGGGCCUCCCCCGGCCAGGGGCGAGCGGCCACCGCGACCCCCCCCCCCACCGCCCUCCCCGCCUCCCGCCCCUGCGACCCGGGCCCGGGCCGGGCGCGCUCAUGGCGGCCAUCCGCAAGAAGCUGGUGGUGGUGGGCGACGGCGCUUGCGGCAAGACGUGCCUGCUGAUCGUGUUCAGCAAGGACGAGUUCCCCGAGGUGUACGUGCCCACCGUGUUCGAGAACUACGUGGCCGACAUCGAGGUGGACGGCAAGCAGGUGGAGCUGGCGCUGUGGGACACGGCGGGCCAGGAGGACUACGACCGCCUGCGGCCGCUCUCCUACCCGGACACCGACGUGAUCCUCAUGUGCUUCUCGGUGGACAGCCCGGAUUCGCUGGAGAACAUCCCCGAGAAGUGGGUGCCCGAGGUGAAGCACUUCUGCCCCAACGUGCCCAUCAUCCUGGUGGCCAACAAGAAGGACCUGCGCAGCGACGAGCACGUCCGCACGGAGCUGGCGCGCAUGAAGCAGGAGCCGGUGCGCACGGACGACGGGCGCGCCAUGGCGGUGCGCAUCCAGGCCUACGACUACCUCGAGUGCUCGGCCAAGACCAAGGAGGGCGUGCGCGAGGUCUUCGAGACGGCCACCCGCGCCGCGCUGCAGAAGCGCUACGGCUCCCAGAACGGCUGCAUCAACUGCUGCAAGGUGCUAUGAGGGCCGCGCCCGCCCCGCCGGCGCCCCCGCGAGGACCCCGCCGGGACUGCCUUCCGGCCAGGGCGCCCCGGGGACCCGCGCGGGACCAG
Molecule: messenger RNA, 825 nt
Organism: Erinaceus europaeus (western European hedgehog)
Lineage: Eukaryota; Metazoa; Chordata; Mammalia; Eulipotyphla; Erinaceidae
Gene: RHOB
Product: ras homolog family member B
Exons: 1
Coding region: 146-736 (196 amino acids)
Biological process (GO): small GTPase-mediated signal transduction
Molecular function (GO): GTP binding; GTPase activity
Source: RefSeq, a predicted model, not a curated record